This is a messenger RNA of Mytilus californianus (California mussel), 6476 nucleotides long. Its product is annotated as WD repeat-containing protein 20-like. NCBI's taxonomy places the organism in Eukaryota, Metazoa, Mollusca, Bivalvia, Mytilida, Mytilidae. The coding region runs from base 14 to 1744 and encodes 576 amino acids. The transcript is spliced from 5 exons. Gene Ontology annotation, molecular function: protein binding. The record is from RefSeq and is a predicted model, not a curated record.
ACUCAAUUUCAAUAUGGCGUCCCAAAGUGAGGGCGGAGGAAAAGAUGACAUUAAAACUCACUUUGUAACCCGGGAAGGGACGUACAAAUUGAUGCCACUGUCAGAAUAUUCAAAACCUACCCGAGUUCCCUAUAAUGGUCAAACUAACACUCCAUCCAGAGUGUCAUUCAUUAAUGUAAACGAUGGUUCUCCGUCGCCAGAUAGGAUAUGUUUCAACGUUGGCAGGGAAUUGUAUUUUUAUGUUUAUAAGGGCGUAAAAAAGGCUGCAGAUCUGACAAAACCAAUAGACAAGAGAUUAUAUAAAGGGACAUUUCCGACAUGUCAUGAUUUUAAUAGAAUGAUAAUAUCCAGUGAGAGUGUUAGAUUGUUAGUAGGCUUUACUGCAGGACAGCUACAGCUUAUUGAUCCUAUAAAGAAAGAACUGGGAAAACUUUACAAUGAAGAACGAUUAAUAGACAAAACCAAAGUUACGUGUAUAAAAUGGAUCCCAGGAUCAACCAAUCAAUUCAUAGUAUCACAUUCUAGUGGCCAGAUGUAUAUUUAUAAUGAAGAAUUGCCGUGUGGCCCCACCCCUCCUCAUUAUCAACCGUUUAAACAAGGAGACAGUUUCUCAGUGUUCACAUGUAAAACAAAAAGUACAAGAAAUCCAUUGUACAGAUGGAUGGUAGGACAUGGACCAAUUAAUGAAUUUGCAUUCUCCCCAUGUUCUCAGUAUCUGGCUGUUGUGGGACAAGAUGGCUAUUUACGUGUUUUUAAUUACAAUUCCAUGGAAUUAGUAGGAUCAAUGAAAAGUUACUUUGGUGGUUUAUUAUGUGUGUGCUGGUCACCAGAUAGUAAAUACAUAGUAGUAGGAGGGGAAGACGAUUUAGUAACAGUUUGGUCUUUUGUUGAAAAACGAGUUGUUUGUAGAGGUCAAGGACACAGAUCAUGGAUAGGGGUUGUUGCAUUUGACCCUUAUACAUCAGUGUUUAGUGAAGAAGAGAGUGACUCUUCAGACAAAAAGACUGGGUCCAGUAAUCAUGAAAAUGUUGUGAAUGGUAGCCUACAAUCCAAUAGAAAUUCGUUAGAAUGUCAGUCAACGUCAUCAUCAUCGAAUAUCACUACAUAUCGAUUUGGGUCAGUGGGACAAGAUACAAUGCUAUGUUUAUGGGAUAUUACAGAAGACAUUAUCAAACAACCAUAUGGGCGCUCACGGACAAGUAUUCUGGUCACACCAAACGCUUCACAUACAUUACCUAGAUGUAAUAGUUUACCGCAGUCCCAAAAAUCCAAUUCAGUAGCAAGUGACCUUACUUUAGAUGGGAAUGCACAUCCUGUGGCUAAUCAUACAUCUAGUUUAAGUACAAAAUUUGCAACAUUAACUUUAGCAGAUAGAAAAGAAAGCCAGGAAAGGAAGGAACAUAAAAGAAAUUUUAGUUUAGCAAGUCGAAGUGUAGAUAAAAACAGUAUAUUAAGAUCUAAUCAUGUAAAACCUGUAGACGAUUCAAUUAAACUCUUAGGCACAUUAGCUUGUCCUCGAUUAGAGGAAGCACCCAUUUUAGAACCUUUAGUGUGUAAACGAAUAGCAUCAGAAAGAUUAACUGAACUUAUAUUUCGAGAAGAAUGUAUAGUCACUGCUUGUCAGGAAGGAUUAGUUUAUACAUGGGCUCGACCUGGUUGGACGUGUCCACAGGGGUAUGCGAAUACAAUGCAGCACACAGUUGUUAGUCCACAAGUUGGAGAAGUUUACCAAAUGCAGUUUUAACACAGAGAAGAUGUCUCCUGUGGACCCUGAGUCGAACCCUACAAAAUGUGCAAUGUUUCUCCACAAACCAAUGGAAUAAGUGCUAAGAGGGGAGACAAUCUUUCUGACUGUGAUACAUGGGUUAUGUCCCUUCUUGAUGUGAUUUAACUGUGAUCUUGUGCUACCUUGUUACAGCUGAUUAUUUGUCACUGAUUGUUUGUGUGUAUAAGUGUUUGAGUGUGUAUUAUACAUGAGCUUUGUGUGAGAAUGGAUGCUUAUGCGUCAAAGGGCACAUUUGCUAUGAGUAUAAUUAACAAUAAUGUUUUAUAUUAUUAAGAAUUGCAUAUAUGGGUUACAGAAAUUUAUUUAAAGCACUUAAGAGCUUUUAGUUGAAUUUUUUUUUUUUUUAACGAAAAAGUUCAACUUCUAAAUCUAAAUAUAAUUGUUACGUAUAUUCCCCUUGUUGUAGUCCAAUUUGGUCAUGGUCCCAUGCACUUACAAUAUAUAACAAGCAAUUAAUUGUUUAGACAUAUGAUAUACUAUCUUUACAAAUCAUCUGUGGCUAUCUGAUAGUGCUUAUGUGUCUUUUUUUAUUAAACAGUUUGAAAAAUUUUUGUUAGGUGUGUAUUUUUUCUGACUGGACAUAUCAUUUCAUGCAGGAGCUGCACUGGCCUAAAAGAAUUGUCGCCAGAAAUCUAAAUUUUUGUAACCAAUUUCAAAACAUUUGGAUCAAGCCCACUAUGCUCAUAUUGGACAUAGCUCACACUUUUUUUCCUAAAUUUUAGUCGGUUCUUUCAUAUUAGUUAAAUUAUUAAAAAAAUUAUUAUAGGUUUAUUGUUCCUCAUCAUGACUAUUAGUCAUUUUAAAAGCCUUCCAAACUUAGAUUUAUGUCACUUGGUCUCUUGUGGACAGUUAUCUCAUUGGAAAUCCUACCACAUCUUCUUGAUUUUUUCUUAAAUAGCAAUCUUAACAAUACACUUAUGUUUGUUAACGUUAAAAACUAAAGUGGUACAUUUUAAACAAUAAACUGCAAAACUUUUAUUCCAUUUUAAAAAUGUAAUUAAACAUGUACAUCGUGUAGAUUUAUUCUGAUGAUUGCUAACUAUUAUUUUUGAAAGAUAUGUAUAUAAGACCAUCAUAUUAUGCAUUUGUCAGAUAAAAGUAAUAAAUUUACUGAGAGGGUCAUAUAUGUAUAGACAAUUGACCUGAUGACCAGCAGGUGCACUUUGGGGAAAGCAGCUAAUUAUUUGUGUAUUGGUCAGUUAGGGCCCAUCCACUUGUAUGAAAGUUUACUUGAUUUAGGAGACAGAGCCUUAAAUUGAUGAACAAUAAGUAUUUAUUUUUUUAUUUUGACCUUUCUAUACAUGUAAAGCUCUUGAUUCAUGAAGAAAACUUUAAAAUUCUGUGUGAUUUUUUUCUGGACCAGAAAUGUUGUCAGACAUGAAAAUCUUUUGAUAGAUAGAAUAUAAAUUGCAAUUGGUGAUAUUGGUGAAGCCCAGUGCAACUCUUCAUGAACCUGUGUGCAAUAGUCAAGUGUUUAAAUUCCAUUCACUAUGAAAGCUCCAAUAAUGUAACUGGUUUUGGCCAACAGAGAGAGAAAAGAUUUAUUCAAGUUUUUGUAAUAUUGAUUUUUGGAAUCAGUUUGGACUCACCUCUGCAUAAGUUAUUUUUGGACUUGUCUGAUAAAUACCCUAGCGAGAAGGAGGCUUGCCUUUUAAGUCAUAAAAUUUAAGUUUUUGAUACAAGUAGUUUUCAAAAUUUUCAUUUAAGAGUGGAAUCUGGAUUAAUCAGAUUUAAUUUCAGAACUUAUUACCAAUUCUCUCUCCUGUCUGUUCCAUUUUCCAUUAAAUCAAUACUUUAAAAAUAUAGAGACCAAGCAUGAAACAGUUUCUUUACAUGAAUAAAAAUGGGACCAAACUUAAAUAUGAUGCCUGCUAGGUUUUACUUGGAAGGCACAUAUAGGUUUUUAGAGUUUUCCCAAAUAUGUAUAUUUGUAAUUCAGAAUGUCCAGAAUUUAAAAUUAAAAUCAUUGAUGGGCUCUUUUGUUUUCUGUAAUACAAAACUAUUGGUUGACCCAACAACAUUUAAAAAAUAAUUGGAAGUAAAUGAUCAGAUAUAACAAAAAUUUUUCUUUCAUUAUAACAAAUGCGUAAUAUUUCUGUAAUAACUCUAUUCAGUAAUUCAUUUAUCGUUACACAUAGAGCUCCUAAUACAUAACUCAAUGAUUUGAAGGUCACAGCUUUUCUUCUUUUUACAAAAUCAAUAUAAGUGUUGAAAUAAAAAUCUAUUUUUUAUGGAUAAAAACUUCAGAUAUCUGACUAACAUAAAGUCUUCACAGUAGGCAGGAAAUAUCAGAACUACAAAAAAUAAAUGUGUUUCAAGUGAUAAAGCUGAAAUUGAAAUCUUGGUUGAGUAAAGGAAAGUUUGAAAUUUGGCCUAAGAAAUAUACAUGUAUAACUAAUAGAUGUCUCCUUUCCCCUUCAAUUUUUUUACAGGAUUUCUGUUGCAACAUUUCAUGAUUUCUUCUGAAAUAUUCUACCUAAUUCAUAACUUAGUUUACAACAAAGAGAUUUGAAUCUCUUCUAUUUUGAAAAUAUUUAUGUCAAUUUCAAAAAACAUUAAUAUUGUAAUUGACAAUUGAUUCAAACUAUCUUGUUUUCCUUACUAAGGACACAUUCAUUCUUUAGUGUCUAGUUUCUGCACAUUUUUCUCCAAAAAACUGUAAAUUGAAAUACAUUAGAGAGUUGAAGGUGUACAAAUUGAUGAAGUCCACUUAAUCAAGGUUGUUCAUUUCUUCAUUUUUUAAGCUAUAUAAUAUGGAUAUUUUUUGACACUUUUUAACAAGAAAUUAGUUAAAAUAGGUUUCUUAAAAAGAAGUAGUAAAUGUAAAUCUCUUUGAUUUCUAUUAUUAGCUUUAUAUUUUGAAGAUAUAUUGAUAAGAGUUUUUGUAUUGCCUAAUCAGAGUCGGUGUUCUAUCAAGAAAGACAAUUAUAAUAUAGAAAUUUACGUUAGAUCUGAUAUUUAUCUUAGAUUAUUCUCAUUAGUUUUAUAAACAGAAGCAUUUUUCUCCUCAUCUUGGUAGAGGAUAAGUUAAGACAUAAUAUUUCCAUUUUCAUAGCAUGAUAUUCAUUAUUACAGGAUGAAAAGUCAUUUUUUUCUAGACUAUUCAUGUGUUUACUGGGCCGAUUAGCUCACAAACUUCUUAUGUGUAAAGUUUAUAUGAGUUUACGGAAAGGUUUACACAUCAAGAACCUCCAGAAAAAUAAUUUGUUUAAUCCUAAUUAUUCUCAACCCAAAUAUUUUUUAGUUUGUUCUUUUAAUUUCAACUCCCUUUGAACCACUGGAUUCCAUUCACGUGUAUGGUGCAUGAAUACAUCACAAUGAUAUUGAGAUGGUGGUUCAUAUAUUUUGCAAAAGUAUUUUCUGACACGUCUAUCAAAUUGUAAACCAAGGAAAAACAUUUUACAGACCCAAUAACAUUCACGUAUUUGUAUAUAAGCAAAUUAUAUAAGAAUUAUUUCAAAGUAUUUACAAAUUAUAAGUCUUGGAUAAUUAAUGGACAGAAACGGAGAAGUAAAAAAUCUGUUAUUCACAGGGGAGAUAAUUUAGAUUGUCUCCCUUUUAAGCUAUAGGACGAAGAAAGAAGCAAUUCAGUGUUUCCUAGUAGUAAAUUUAAAUCAGGGUAAAUAACUCUCUUAUAUUUCCCCAUUGCAUUUUGGGAAAGGUGGUUAUUUUGAGAAAAAAUAGCAAAUACUUAAAUUGGGUAUUAGAAAUUUCUUUGUUUUACUUAAUAUAUGUUCAAAAAAAUGUUAGAAAGACCUUUGAAAUUUUGGAGACACAAAUAUCAACAGCUUUGACAUUUAUAUGUAUCUUUAUUUUAAAAAACCUUUCUAUGGUUACAAUUUUCAAAAUGCCUUCCUUGAAUACAAAGUAAAUUCACACACCUGACAUUCUUUGGAACCAACUUUUGGAGUUGACAGAUAGUAAUUUCACAUCUCAAAAUGCUAUUCCCUGAAUGAAGUUCAGUAGAUACAAUCGGCUGUAAAUUUUCUGCGAUAUUUGAAAAUUAAUUAUAACCUUGGGAUUAAUUUUUGUAGGAACUAAGUUUUUGAAUUUUGAAAUUCCAUACUACUUGAUAUAAUUUACACUUUGACAUGUUGUUAUUUUUUUAAGUUCCAUGAUAAGUUCCAUAAUGAAUAAGUCCAUUCAUUGAAACUGUUGCACAAACACCAACACAGUCAAAAUAAAUUUUAUAAGUAUCUACAUUUUCAAUAGCUAGAACUUUUGCUAAUUAACAAUGCAGUGAAAGGUGGGCAUUAUGUCAAAUGGUGCAUGUUAAUUUGUCAAAUAUUAUAAACUGUGACUGUAUAUUCUGAAAUUAAUGUAUGCAAAUAUAUUUAUUGUGGUUUAAGAUCAGAGGGUCUAUUAAUGCAAUUAAAAGAAAUUCUUCAUACAAAGAAUUCAGAAUGUAAGAAGCUCUCUCAAAUCAAUAUUCAUAUACACAUGCCAUCUCAUUUUCGCCCCCAAAAAAAUCUAAAUUUACAGAAGGUGGAAUUACUUCUUUUUUAAUCAAUUUAUGAUUUUCAUUUUUCAUCAUAGACCAAAAGAUAAGCUGUUUUUAAUGAAGAAAGAUUUUUUAAAUUUUUGUUGAGAUUGUUGAAGAUUGUAUGUAUGAGAUACAUGCCUUGAAUACUUAACUUUGUAUUUUGAAAGGCUUGUAAUAGUUUAUAUUAUAAAACACUUUUAAAACCUA